Molecule: messenger RNA, 1595 nt
Organism: Acanthocheilonema viteae
Lineage: Eukaryota; Metazoa; Nematoda; Chromadorea; Rhabditida; Onchocercidae
Source: the annotation of a GenBank genome assembly
AAGAAGUGGUUGCUUUAAAAAAGGUGCGUCUGGAGAAUGAAAAAGAAGGCUUCCCAAUUACAGCUGUUCGUGAAAUUAAAAUUCUCAGACAGCUGAACCAUCGGAAUGUUGUAAAAUUAACCGAUAUUGUUACUGAUAAGCAAACUGCUGCGGAUUUUAGGAAAGAUAAGGGCGCAUUUUAUUUGGUGUUUGAAUAUCUGGAUCACGAUCUUAUGGGGAUACUGGAAAGCCAGUUUGUUGAGUUUUCUGAUGAUCAGAUCUCAUCGCUUAUGAAGCAGCUUGUUUCUGGAUUAGAAUAUUGCCAUUCGAUUGGAUUUCUCCACCGUGACAUCAAGUGUUCAAAUAUUCUUUUGAAUAACAAAGGAGAGCUAAAAUUGGCUGAUUUUGGCUUAGCCAGAUUUUACGAUGAAGAUCAAGAUCGUCCCUACACCAAUCGUGUGAUAACGCUUUGGUAUCGCCCACCAGAACUUCUACUUGGUGAAGAACGAUAUACAACUGCUAUUGAUGUGUGGAGUGUUGGAUGUAUUCUUGGAGAAUUAUAUACGAAAAAACCAAUGUUUCAAGGGAACACUGAGAUGGUGCAGUUAGACGUAAUAUCGAAACUCUGCGGUACACCAUCUUCUGAAAAUUGGCCCGAUGUCAUCAAAUUACCUCUCUAUUGUAGCUUUCGGCCAAAGCGUAAUUUUCCUCGAGUCUUGCGUGAUACAUUUGGAUUCAUACCUGAUAAACCUUUGGAUUUACUUGAUCGAAUGCUUGAGCUGGAUCCAAAAAGGCGCAUUACUUCAAAAGCGUCUCUGGCACAUCCUUGGCUGAAAGAUGUUGAUCCUUCAAAAAUACCGCCGCCCAAGCUUCCAGAUUGGCAAGACUGUCAUGAGUUAUGGUCGAAAAAACAGAGGAAAAAUCGUUCGGCUGGCAGUAAUUUGAAUAUACCGCAGUCAUCACAGUCACAUUCACAAUUUGUACAGCAGCACCAUCCUGUGCUUCCUUCCAGUUCGCAUCAGUCUGAUUCGAGCACAAGUUUGAAAAGUGAACUACCACAUCUGACGACAAAGCGACUGAACAUUGCACAUUUAUCUGUUGACAGCAAUACAUCUUCAGAAGCUUCAUUAAAAAAUGUAGAUGCAGCAAUUCGAGCAAUUCAGGCCGAUCCAAGCAACUUGGAGGCGGCACGUGCAUUAUUAGCUAAUUUAAGUCCAACGGCAGCAGCAUCUGUUUUGCAACUUGUUAGUAAAAGUGGUGUUCUGCCACCCGCAGUAAUGUCGGCACUUUCAACAUCUGCACAUCCACGAAUACAGAAUCAGCUCAGUGAAAUAUUAGGACAGCUUGCAUCAGUGGAACCGAAAGGUAGUGUAUCAGUUACUCUUACAAGGGAUCUGUUGUCCGCUAGAGAAUCAAGAAUACUUCCAGAAAGAGAAAAAGAAGGAACGAGAAGUUCAGCACACUCAGUCGAACUGAAUAUGGCAAACGCUUCCGGGAUGCCAGUACAAUCCACAAAUGGUGGUGGUGUGGAUUGCAGUCGGAUUUUAGUAUCAUUAAAAUCUGAAAAUUCUAAGAAGGAACAGUCAUCUACCAAGCAUUCAGAAUUGUUGAGUUAA